This is a messenger RNA of Cryptomeria japonica (Japanese cedar), 974 nucleotides long. RefSeq lists its product as uncharacterized. The transcript has 2 exons. The coding region runs from base 80 to 790 and encodes 236 amino acids. NCBI's taxonomy places the organism in Eukaryota, Viridiplantae, Streptophyta, Pinopsida, Cupressales, Cupressaceae. The record is from RefSeq and is a predicted model, not a curated record.
AACCCUCACCUUAAUAUCUUUAAAUUGCCCUCAUUAAUCCUCACAGAAAUUGAAACGCAGAGGCGACAGAAAAUCCACCAUGAAAUUCAACUUUGCAGGUGCACUAUUACUGCUGUUACUUAUCCAUGGCCAACAGGCGGUCAUCUGGAGCAAGCCAGAGGCUCCUCCUCCUUCUUGCAAAUCCAUUGAAUGCCCCAUUUACGACAUUAUCGAGGAAUCCGAUUCGUAUGAAAUUCGCCGCUACAACCAUACAGUCUGGAUGUCCACUUCCUCGAUUCGCAACAUUUCCUUUGUGGAUGCUACAAGGACUGGAUUUCUAAGGCUGUUUGAUUACAUCCAAGGGCAGAAUGAGAAGCACGCCAAGGUUCCGAUGACGGCGCCUGUGUUGACGGAAAUAUUUCCGUCAAGCGGACCCUUUUGUGAGUCUUCCUUCAUCGUAAGCUUCUAUGUGCCAGCCAGUUUCCAGAAAAGCCCUCCGAAGGCCAAAAAAUCCCUUGCUUUGGAGGAGUCGAGGUGGGGGGUUCGAUUCGCGGCGGUGCGAAGGUUCGGAGGGUUUGUGAGCGAUUAUAAUGUGGGGGAGGAGGCAGCCAAGUUGCAGGCGAGUCUCAUGGGAACUCGCUGGGAAACUGCCAUUGCUAAAUCUAAAUCUGACGAAUCCUCCCUUUACACUGUUGCGCAGUACAAUUCUCCAUUCGAGUUUGAGAGCAGAGUGAAUGAGAUUUGGAUGCCAUUUAGUAAUCCUAAUUUGGCCUCCAACGUCAAGAUUAGAGAGCUGAGGUGGUAUAUGUAAAGCUUGUGAGCUGAAUCUACAUGAUUAAAAAUAGUCCAAUUUAUCUGUGGAUGAUGUAUGUAGACUAACAUACAUAUAUUUUUAAUUUUUAGAUAUUAAUGCAGCAAAAGUAUCUUUAUCUAGCAGCAUUGAAAGUUGUCGAUGUCAUUUCUGGUUAAUUAAAGAAGAAAAAAACAGUUCUUUU